AACAGUUCAAUUGUAAGCUUGAAAUGGUUAGCAGAACUAGAAAGAUAAUGAGAUUUUAGAGUAGAUAUAAGCUAGAUAUUGUGAUUGUUAGUUGUCAUUAACCAAGACCUUCCUCAAUUGAUAUUUGGAGAAAUUACAGAAAUAGGUGACUGGCAUUGAAGUAUUUGCUGUAGAAAACAACUGCAUCAACUGAGUCCAAAAUGAAGACACAGAAACUGACAGCUACUUUAUUUACCAUGGUGUUUUUAUGCUGGAAUAUCCAUGGAGUUCUGACCACAACUGCAGCUCCUACGACAACUGCAGCUCCUACGACAACUGCAGCUCCUACGACAACUGCAGCUCCUACGACAACAACUGUAGCUCCUACUACAACAACUGUAGCUCCUACUACAACAACUGGAGCUUCAACGACAACCAAUGCAGCUCUUCCUACAACUGUAAGUCCUACGACCACUACACCAGCAACCACAACUACAGCACCUUCUACGACAGCCACUGCAGCUCCGACCCCCACAACUGCAGAACCUACAACGACAACUGUAGCUCCUACGACCACUACACCACCUACUUCGACAACCGCUGCAGCAUCUGCUAAAAUAACUACAACUGACGCUUCUACGACAACAUCUUUAGCGCCUAUGACCACUACAACGGCAGCACCUACUUCAACAACUACAACUGAAGCUCCUACGAUAACCACAACUGCAGCACCUACUUCAACAACUACAACUGAAGCUCCUACGAUAACCACAACUGCAGCACCUACUAC
Oncorhynchus tshawytscha (Chinook salmon) is the source of this 769-nucleotide messenger RNA. RefSeq names its product GATA zinc finger domain-containing protein 15-like. The record is from RefSeq and is a predicted model, not a curated record. NCBI's taxonomy places the organism in Eukaryota, Metazoa, Chordata, Actinopteri, Salmoniformes, Salmonidae. Bases 248 to 595 code for a protein of 115 amino acids. The transcript has 3 exons.